CUGUAAGAGCCCAAGUAUUUUCUUUAUUCUCUCUACCAUUAGAAGGGAACAAAAAAACGAGUCUUAUUCACUGUUCUCUCUCUACAAUUGAAAAGGAAUAAAGAGUUCCCUUGAGAGUGUUCAUUAUCCUCUCUCUCUCUCUCUUCCAUUGAGAAAAGCAAAAAAGAUCUGAAAUUUGAGGCAAAUCUGAAAUGGGUAUGAAGAAUUUGGUGUUGUUUCUCCUCUAUCUCGUAUCAUCAACAAUCUUUUUGGGAACAUUAAUAGCGGCCGACCAAACCCUAAUCCAGAAAACAUGCAGAAACACCCUUUACUACAAGCUCUGCAUAACUUCACUGAAAUCGGACCCCACAAGCCUCACCGCCGACACCAAGGGCCUGGCGGCGAUCAUGGCGGCGAUCGGCGCCGCCAACGCCACCGCCACCUCCUCCUACCUCUCCGCCCAAGUCCUCAGCGGCGCCACCACCAACGACGCCGACCUCAAGAAACUCCUCAAGCAAUGCUCCGAGAAGUACGCAUUCGCCGCCGAGGCGCUGCGGGCGUCGCUCCGGGACUUGGCCGCCGAGACCUACGACUACGCCUAUAUGCAUAUCACGGCGGCGGCGGAUUAUGCGAACGUUUGCCGCGACGGGUUCAGAGGACUGCCGGCGGUGCCUUAUCCGGCGAAGCUUGGCCGGAGGGAGGAGGGGCUCAAGCAUAUCUGUGGUGUGGUUUUGGGGAUUGUGGAUCUUCUUGGUUGGUGAGUGAUCAUCAUAUUUUUUUGUCUCUCUCUCUCUCCCUAAUCAUAAUUUGAAGAGGGCUUUUUUGUUUUUUGUAAGAAUUUAUUUGUGUGUGUUUUAUGUGAUCAAAUUCAUGUGUUGGAUGAUUUUAAAGGGGUUUGAUGACUCCUUACUAGCUUUGAAUUUACCCUUCUUAGAUUAAUGGAUUAGAAUGUUUAUAUAUUAGUGUGUGUUAAUGUGUUUGGGGGUAAAUUUGAUGAUUUGAAGGAAUCUAAAUUAUGUAUUUA
Momordica charantia (bitter melon) is the source of this 1003-nucleotide messenger RNA. RefSeq names its product cell wall / vacuolar inhibitor of fructosidase 2 (gene C/VIF2). The record is from RefSeq and is a predicted model, not a curated record. Lineage: Eukaryota; Viridiplantae; Streptophyta; Magnoliopsida; Cucurbitales; Cucurbitaceae. Gene Ontology annotation, molecular function: enzyme inhibitor activity.